UUGACAAAAUAUGCCUUUUAAGAUACAAACCAGGCUUUGCAUGCAAAGAAAGAAUAUCCAACUUUGCUUGCACCUUAUAGUUAUUGCCCAUGACCAAGUAUAACAAACCUUCGCUUAGCAUAGGCUUCUCCUUCAAAUAAGCAGGCAUCGAUGGGGUUCAGGACAAUUGUUCAGGAAGUUAACAUUUCAGAACUGUUUAGUAGUCAAGAAAAAUGGAGCAUUUGAUCAAGCAAACUACCAGGGUGAGAUUUACUGGACAGCAAAGCACAGGAGCGCCUGGCAGCUCAAAAGAAAGGAGAAUACCCGUCCAGAAAACCCCAUCUUUUAAAGAAGGUCUAAUGGUUGGUUUUGCAGAAAAGAAGAGACCUCAAAACUGGUUCCGGAGACAGAUUUCUUGGAAAAUGAAUCAAAAUCAUGAUUCCAAUGGAAUAGAGCGAGCAAUAGCUGUUGCAGCAGCUGCAUAUGUUAUUGCAUCACUUGAAGAAUCAAGCACCCCAGAACAGAAAAAGAUUGGUGACGGCACUGAACCUUCUCUGACCCCAAUCAAAAGCAGAAAGGAAGAAAUAACAGUUUCAAGACCAGAACCAGAAAUUGAAGAAAGCAAGGUGCCAGAAACUGCACCUACAGAAGAAAAAUCACCGGUGAAGGUUGUUGGUCCUGCUUCGUCAAUGAAAAAGGCCCCAACUUUUACUGAUAAGCGUGGUUCAUCAAUGAAAAAGACUCUAUCUUUUACUGAUAAGCCUGCUUUACCGAUGAAAAAAGUUCCAGCUUUUGCUGAAGAGCAAUUGAGCAGAAGUGAUGACAUAGAGCCUGAAAGUUUAAAGCAGAAGACUGCUCAACUUGCCAUUAGACCUGAAAUUGAAGCACCGAAACCUGACUGGCGUAUCCCAACUAAACCUGCAACUUCACCAGCUAAAGUUGACAGGCAGACUUCAACAAAACCUGAAAGUGGAGGAACAGAAGCAGAUGCUUGGGAGAGAUCUGAACUUGCUAAGAUCAAAAAGAAGUAUGAUGCGUUGGAGGCCAGAAUUCUUUCCUGGGAGAACAAGAAGAAGAAGAAAUCUAGACAUCGGUUGGACAAAUCGGAGGGUGAAUUGGAGAGGAAAAGGUUAAAGGCCUUGGAACGAUUUCGCAGUGAGGUGGAAGAUGUCAAUCAGAUUGCUGAAGGAGCAAGAUCAAAGGCAAGGAAAGAGCAACAGAAUGAAGAGUUAAAGGCAAAAGAAAAGGCAAAUAAGUGUAGAAAAGCAGGAAAAGUUCCUACAACAUGUUUCGGCUUCUGAAUAUGAGAUUAUCCGGGUUUGAGAAGCAAAGCAGCAAUCUUUCUUGGUCAGAAAUGUAAUCACAUACAUUUGUUACACACCUCUUUAUGUUAAGUUGCUUUCACCACAACCAAAUGUACAGAAAUCAGAUAAUGUUGACAAAUAGUGCCCAGCAGAGGUUGUUCUGAAUUUAAAAAUCGAGAGAAGGGGAACUGUACAUAUUCUAUAAGCUGCAAACUGAAAUAAGUUUAAUCUACACUUUCUGAAGAAAACAUAAAUUCAUAUCUAACUUGUCAUGCCACUA
Molecule: messenger RNA, 1563 nt
Organism: Ricinus communis (castor bean)
Lineage: Eukaryota; Viridiplantae; Streptophyta; Magnoliopsida; Malpighiales; Euphorbiaceae
Product: remorin 1.4
Exons: 6
Coding region: 213-1280 (355 amino acids)
Source: RefSeq, a predicted model, not a curated record